CGCCGCGGGGCGCGCGACCGGUCCGCUCGGUCCUUCCGCGCAGGCGCAUUGCGCCGCGCCGUCUGUCACGAAAAAAAGGCGUGAGCGGGGCCUGCAGCGGAGGAAGUGGUGGUGGCGUCAUCAGCGGCGCGCCGCGGCGCGGGGCGGCGGGCCCGGCAUGAGCGCGGCCGAGCGGGGCCUGGGUGCGGCGGGCGGUAGUGGCGGCGGCCCCGGCCCCGGGGGCGGCCCUGCGGUGGAGUCGGGAGGCGGCGGCGGCGGACGGAAGGCGCGGGGGCGCCCGCGGCUGACAGAGUCGGACCGGGCGCGGCGGCGGUUGGAGUCGCGGAAGAAGUAUGACGUGCGGCGGGUGUACCUGGGCGAGGCACACGGGCCCUGGGUCGACCUGCGCCGCCGCAGCGGCUGGAGCGAUGCCAAGCUGGCGGCCUACCUGUUGGGGCUGGAGCGGGGGCAGCGCGCCGGGCGGCGCGGCAGGAAGCUGUGGGAGCAGGUCCCUAAAAAGCCCAAACGGAAGAAAAGGCGGCGGCGCAAUGUGAACUGCUUGCGGCACGCGGUGAUCUGGUACGAGGACCACCGGCAGCGCUGCCCCUACGAGCCGCGGCUGGCGGAGCUGGACCCCUCCGUGGGGCUCUACACCACAGCCGUCUGGCAGUGCGAGCGUGGGCACCGCUACUUCCAGGAUCUGCGCUCGCCUCUGCGACCCCUCAGUGACUCCGACGGGGACAGUGAUGAUGCAGCAGCUCCCGGCAGCUCCUUCUCAUCCUCAGGGGGUUGCAGCUCAGGCUCGGAGGCGACACCACAGGGGGCCCCGUCAGCAGCAGGCGGGGUGGCAGUGGCCCCCCCUGCGGGUCCAGGCCCCCCCGAGGGUGCUGCGGAGGGGCGGGCGGCAGCUCUGGAGGCUGUGGUCUGCGUACCCCUACCACUGCCUCUGCGGCUGGGUGCAGGGCGGGGAGCGCUGGCUGAGGGGGGGCCCCCCACCUUGCUGCAGGGUCCCCCCCUCCUCAUCCUGGCCAGCCCUGGCUAUGAUGCGUUGGGGGGGCUGCAGCUGGACGUGACAGGGGACGAGGUGCCCUGUGCUCUGCUGGAAGAGGAGGGCACCUUCCCCCCACCCCCCCCAGACCCCCACCUUCCUAAGACAGCAGAAGAGGAUGAGAUGCUGGGGUUGAAGCAGGAGGAGGUGCCCCGCCCUGCCACCGAGCUCCCGCCACAGCCCCCUCCUGAGUCCCCCCAGGAGCCCCCCCUGCCCCCCCCAGCUGAGGACACUGAUGGGGGUGAUGUAUCAGCCAUCAUCUACGAGAUCCCCAAAGAACCUGAGAGGCGGCGGCGGAGCAGGCGGGGCCGUGCCCCCCACCCUGACCCCGAGGGGCUACCGGAGCCGAUCGCCUGCCCCUAUGCAGGCUGCGGGCAAGUCUAUGUUGCUCUCAGUAGCUUCCAGAACCAUGUCAACCUGGUGCAUCGCAAGGGCCGGACCCAGCAGUGCCCCCAGCCCGGCUGCGGGAAGAGGUUUUACCUGGCUAACCACCUGCGCCGGCACAUGGUCAUCCACUCUGGCGUGCGGGAGUUCACCUGUGAGACCUGCGGGAAGUCCUUCAAGCGCAAGAACCACCUGGAGGUGCACAGGCGGACGCACACCGGGGAGACCCCCUUGCAGUGUGAGGUCUGUGGGUACCGCUGCCGCCAACGUGCCUCCCUGACAUGGCACAUGAGGCGCCAUGGGGGGCCAGGGCUGCGCCCCUUCCCCUGUGAGCGCUGCGGAAGGCGCUUUGAGCGCCCUGAAGGCCUCAAGUUCCACGCACUCAAGAGCCACCCCGAGCCCCGCGGCACUUAGCGGGGCGGCCCCCCGCUUCCCCAUGCUGGGUCGCUUUGACUUCCCUGGGGCAACCUCAUGCUGUGUGGAGGUAGGGAAGUGCCCUCUGGGGGUCCUGCCCCACCCCACCCUGCCCCAAGCACCCUGAGCCCGAUGCACUUGGUGGAGCCCCUCACCCCCGUGGGCUCCACAAGCUGCCUCAGGGGACCCUGACCCCCCAUUGCCCUGGGCCCCCUUGCUCACCCUUUAUUUAUUUCCUGACUCUCAGUUGUCAUGUUUGCUCUCCUCCCCUGGGGCAAUGGGGUCGGGGGACAGUGGGGACCCUGGUUUUGUCUUGGGGAGGGGGGGACCUGCCCCCCCCGAUGCCCCCCGAUGCCCCCCGUUCUAUUAAAGUGAUGGAUUUUA
Phalacrocorax carbo (great cormorant) is the source of this 2209-nucleotide messenger RNA. The record is from RefSeq and is a predicted model, not a curated record. Lineage: Eukaryota; Metazoa; Chordata; Aves; Suliformes; Phalacrocoracidae.